Aspergillus melleus is the source of this 945-nucleotide messenger RNA. RefSeq names its product DNA repair protein RAD10 (gene RAD10). Gene Ontology annotation, molecular function: damaged DNA binding; single-stranded DNA binding. The record is from RefSeq and is a predicted model, not a curated record. Gene Ontology annotation, biological process: mitotic recombination; UV-damage excision repair; nucleotide-excision repair. NCBI's taxonomy places the organism in Eukaryota, Fungi, Ascomycota, Eurotiomycetes, Eurotiales, Aspergillaceae. The coding region runs from base 1 to 945 and encodes 314 amino acids. Gene Ontology annotation, cellular component: nucleotide-excision repair factor 1 complex; nucleus; ERCC4-ERCC1 complex. The transcript has a single exon.
AUGGCCGGUGAAAAUGAGACUGAUCCAAACAACAGUCGUUCGUCCUCGACGGCGCGCUCUGUCCCUACACGACCGUCGCAACCAAAGGUCCAGCAACCAACGCCGCAAGUGCUUGCCAACAGGAGCGGGCCUUCAGCGAUUCUAGUCUCAACCAGACAGAAAGGGAACCCAAUCCUGAAUCAUGUCAAACUCAUGCCGUGGGAAUAUGCCGAUAUCCCAGCUGAUUACGUGCUUGGUAACACUACCUGCGCACUGUUUCUGUCACUGAAGUACCACCGACUACAUCCCGAAUACAUCUACUCUCGGAUCCGGCAGAUGGCAGGGAAAUAUCUCCUUCGAAUCCUGCUCAUUAUGGUCGACAUCCCCAACCACGAAGACAGUCUGAAGGAAUUGUCAAAGACAUCGCUCAUCAACAAUCUUACGCUGAUCUUGUGCUGGUCAGCCCCCGAAGCCGCUCACUAUCUAGAGUUGUACAAAUCCUCGGAAAACUCUCAACCAACGGCUAUCCGCACGCAGCAGGCGCAAUCAUACAAAGAGUCUUUGGUCGAGUUUGUCACCACACCCAGAACCGUGAACAAGUCCGACGCUGCCAGCCUGAUUUCGAAUUUCGGGAGCCUGCAAAACGCCAUCAACGCGCAACCGGAGCAGAUCGGUUCAGUGCCUGGCUGGGGUGAGAAGAAAGUGCGCCAGUGGUGCAAUGCCGUCCGGGAAGAUUUCAGAGUUGAAUCUGCCAAACGGGCAACGGCUCCCGCAGGGGACGUUUCACGCCCAGAGACCAGACGGCUCGAUCAAAGCGGUCUGACCAUGACUUCGGAAAGAUCAGAAGAGAAUCGUGCGCAAGUGGAGGGCGCCGUCGAAAACAACCGGGCUAACGAACCUGACCAGGGGGAAAUGAGCGAAGGAAUAAUGGCGGCACUGACAAAUCUUCGAGAAAGCGGUGGUUGA